UCCCAGAGAGUUAUGGAAAUGAGUGCUGUGAUUUUGCUGUGACUCUGAUCCUACAGGUAGUCGAGGGAAGACGGCUGGAUGUUCAGACUGAAAGUUUGGUGAGAUCUUAUCUAGUCCAUAGCAGAUAAAAGCUGAAAGCAGUGUGUAAUUUGUGUGCAAGCACUGGUAUGGUCUGUUAAAAGACAGAUAAACAGAAAACAAAACAGAGGAAAAUUCAGAGAAUGCCGAGGUCUUUCCUUGUGAAAAAGAAACGAGGGGCAUGUGGAGCAUGGCAAUGGAAAGAACCCGAACAGCUUGAGUGGAAAGAAGACAAUAUUCCUGUGAAUGAAAAUGCACAGCAGCACGAAUCCUUCUGUCCUGACGGCCAACAGAGCACCCCCAUCCCUCACACAGUGUCCUCCGAGGCAAGUGUGACAGCAGAAGGGAUGAGAGUGCCUGUGCCUUUAACAGGAUCAGCGGCUGACACCAGGCCUGGCUGGUCCACAUUGAUGCUCCGCAGCUCUUUGUACCAUCCCAGUGCAAUGGCACUGGUUAACAGAGCCAAGCCCCGUCUCCGCUCCACUCCCGGCUCGGGAGACUUUGUAUGCUCAUUGUGCCACAAAAUAUUCCCCCUUCAGCGCAUGUUGACCAGACACCUCAAGUGCCACAGCCUGGUGAAGAGGCAUCCCUGCCGAUUCUGUGGCAAAGGAUUCAAUGACACCUUCGAUCUCAAGAGGCAUAUGAGAACACACACAGGUAUACGUCCCUACAAGUGUGAGCUGUGUGAGAAAGCCUUCACGCAGCGCUGCUCUCUUGAGUCCCAUAUGAGGAAGAUUCACGGCGUUCAUCAACAGUAUGCCUACCGUCAGAGACGCUCCAAGAUCUUUGUGUGUGAGGAUUGUGGUUACACCUCAAGCCGCCCAGAUGAGUACUUCCUACAUAUGAGGCAGUGCCACCCAGGGAGCCCCUCCUUACGCAGAUACUACCGUCGCCAGGCCCACAACAACAGCAGCUUUGCCUCAGGAGACCGUAAACUCCACCCCUUCCUGCUGUACUCAAAUCCUGCAUACUACAUGUAGUGCUCAUUAAAAUGUUGAACUGCAAUGCAUUGUAUU
Messenger RNA from Labrus bergylta (ballan wrasse), 1094 nucleotides. RefSeq lists its product as uncharacterized. Gene Ontology annotation, cellular component: nucleus. Gene Ontology annotation, biological process: regulation of transcription by RNA polymerase II; epidermal cell differentiation. Gene Ontology annotation, molecular function: RNA polymerase II cis-regulatory region sequence-specific DNA binding; DNA-binding transcription factor activity, RNA polymerase II-specific. The record is from RefSeq and is a predicted model, not a curated record. Lineage: Eukaryota; Metazoa; Chordata; Actinopteri; Labriformes; Labridae.